AUGGGACGAUACUGUUCUGUACCACAGGUCGCGGAGAGCAUCCCGCGAAUCUCUGGGCCAAAGCGCGCUGAUGUACCAGGUGGUUCCUGCAAAGGGUUUUACUUGAACCCUUGGCAUUUGUCCUUUGCAGAGAAUGCCAAAUAUGGACGGUUCCCUCCCAACGUGCAGCUCCGUGCCCACAUGGGAAGCUUUUUGUCCAGAGGGUAUGAAACAGAAAGGGAGCCCUUGGAGGUUCGCUUUGAUCAGGGUGAGAACACCCCCAUCGAGUACUUCACGGUCAAAUACGUUGAUGGUCACACAAAAGGUUUGAUUGUUCAGUCCAUCUUCGCUUUGUUGGACUAUUGCGGCAUCGAUCCUGCAGAACUUGGGGAAGAUCUGCACAUGUGCAAGGUUGUCGCCACCCUGAAGUACUUGAGGGCAAACUAUUCAGCCCAAGAUUCCCCAGAGCGCUUCCUCUAUGAAGCACUGAGCUUGGCAAAUCGUACUUCCGACAAGCAAAGACCGGGACCUCUUGACUUGACACUGCUAUUCAAAGAAAUCGUUCGCCUGAAGAAAAUAUCCAGUCCAACGAGCAGUACUAGAGAUCUCUUGAUGAAAGCAGUUCAGGAGUACAACAAAUCCAUCUCCAACAGGAACUGGAGGGUCAAAGAUGAAGUGAAGAAACUUGUGUACAAUCUUAUCCGUUGCCCAGUGGAUGUGUUGGAUCUCCUCAAGAGGACCUGUGACAAGUACCGGUGGGAACAGUCGGCUUUCACUCUAGAGAACCUUGAGGGUGACUACUACAUUCCUGGCCACGUGAUUGGCAACGUCCAGUCACAGCCAUGGAGGGAAUACAAG
Durusdinium trenchii is the source of this 837-nucleotide messenger RNA. NCBI's taxonomy places the organism in Eukaryota, Dinophyceae, Suessiales, Symbiodiniaceae. The record is from the annotation of a GenBank genome assembly.